Ananas comosus (pineapple) is the source of this 1083-nucleotide messenger RNA. Its product is annotated as RNA-binding protein 8A. The coding region runs from base 112 to 750 and encodes 212 amino acids. Gene Ontology annotation, cellular component: cytoplasm; nucleus; exon-exon junction complex. Lineage: Eukaryota; Viridiplantae; Streptophyta; Magnoliopsida; Poales; Bromeliaceae. Gene Ontology annotation, molecular function: mRNA binding. Gene Ontology annotation, biological process: RNA splicing. The record is from RefSeq and is a predicted model, not a curated record. The transcript has 4 exons.
CUUCGAAAACCUAAAGAGAGAACCACCCAGGAAGGGGAAAAUUUUUUUUUUUUUUUUUGAUCUCUUUCUCCGCGGAGAGGGCACGAGCGAAGGAGACGAGGGCGAGGGGCGAUGGCGACGAACGCGGACGUGGAGGUGGUGGACUUCGAGCCCGACGACGACGAUCUCAUGGACGAGGACGCCGCCGCCGGCGAUCCUACUCCGGCUGCGGCGGCUGCGGCGGCGCCGCCUUACCCGAGGCUACGCUCCGCCAUCACCGGCGGCGACCCCCCCAAGAAGACGAAGGGCCGCGGAUUCCGCGACGAGGGCGCCGCCGCCGCCGCCGCCGCCGCCGCCGACCGCAGCUCCCGCCUCGACUCCCGCGACUUCGACUCACUCGCCCCCGAGGGCGGCGGCGGCGGACCCGGCCCCCAGCGAUCCAUCGAGGGAUGGAUAAUACUGGUUACUGGAGUACAUGAAGAGGCACAAGAAGAUGAUCUCCACAAUGCUUUUCGUGAAUUUGGGCAGGUGAAGAACUUGCAUCUAAAUUUGGACCGCCGAACUGGAUUUGUUAAGGGAUAUGCUCUCAUUGAGUAUGACAGCUUUGAGGAGGCACAGGCUGCAAUAAAUGCACUGGAUGGAACUGAGCUCCUCACACAGAUCAUUAAUGUUGACUGGGCAUUUAGUGUUGGACCUAUCAAGCGCAGAAAUGCGAGGAGGAGAUCACCACGUGCUCAUCGAUCAAGGAGCCCGCCGAGGAGGAGAUAUUGACAGGUUGUUAUCACCGUAAACAGAAAUGAAACUCUAAACAUUUGCAAUCCAAGAUUUGAGAAUCUGCUUGUUUUCCAGAGGAGAAUGAUUUGGAAUCUGAGAUUUGGGAAUUUGCUUGGUUGUGUUAGCGUCGUUUAAUUUCCUUGUAACUUGUUUGCCUUCGUCGAAAUCUUCUUGUGUUGGAUAUCUUUAAUCAACAUGUGGAUUUAUGAACUUAUUUUGUAUCGGUGAUUAGGAGAACUGCUACUUUUUGAUCUUUCAAGUUUCUACGACAUUAUACCUGGCGACGGUGUGAUUGUGCCUCAUCACAUAGAUAUUCUCUGCUUGCAUUAA